CGUAUGAGUCGUGAACAGGAACCAAAGACUUUGAGUAUUCCACUUUUUACUUCAAUCAUAGCUAUGUCAGGCCCCACCAUUUAAUUAAGCAACAUUAUUCAGUUGCUAGUUGCUUCUUACAUUAUCCCUAUUCAACAUUGAAGUGCUCUCUGAUCUUCUCUUGAUCUGGAAAUUCAACAUUUUAAGUAAAAAGAGCUCUCUUGUUCUUCAGUUGGUGAGACGGAUGGCUUAUGCUUCAGUUGUUUCUCUUGCUCAAACUCUAGAGCAACUCAGGACCAGAAUGGCAGGUUUGUUUUCUGACCCAACAAUGAAAUCUUUAGCUGGAUCUCUUGAGUAUUUCGAAGGCUUUCUUGAUGAUAGUAGCAAGAGAAGUUAUCACCAAGAAAAAGUCAAAGUUUCGGUUGGAAAGUUUAGAGAUGCACUAAAUGAAGUUGAGAGUACUAUUGAACUAAAGAUUUGUGAAUUUCACCAAAAGGGAAGUUUGAGUGGUUAUGAAAAAGCAAGUGAAGAUUUAGUAGGAAGUUUAUUACCAGUAGUACAGAAGAUUGAGUUAAUAAGGAAAGAAUUGGUGCUGAGUCUUGAACCUUGUACAAGCCAUGGCCAUGACAUUGAACCUGCUGAAGAUCAUCUCGAGACUCGGGAAUCUAUGCUUGGAAGUCCAUCUAGACGUAGUUUUACUACGAAUAUGGAGCAUGAUGUUGUGGGUCUUGAUGAUGAUUUGAAGAAGAUCUUAGAGAAACUACUUAGGUCCUCAUCCGAGAGAGAAGUUGUCCCAAUCACAGGUAUGGGUGGUAUUGGCAAAACGACACUCGCUAAAAAAGCUUAUGAUCAUCCUCGAGUUCGGUCUCGCUUUGACAUUCAUGCAUGGGUUACAGUAUCUAGAGAUUAUGGAAUGAGAAGAUUGCUGUUAAGUCUCGUCCGUUGUAUUCCAGGUAUGACGGAUAAGUUUCUAGAGAAGACUGAGGAUCAAUUAGCAGAGUUGUUAUAUAGAAAACUGAAGAACCGAAGAUAUCUUAUUGUCAUUGAUGAUAUCUGGAGCACCGAAGUUUGGGAUAAUGUAACCAGAUGUUUUCCGGAUGACGACAAUGGUAGUCGAAUCAUAUUAACAAGUAGGCUUAACGCUGCUUAUGAUAAUCCUGAUAGUCCUUUGCAUGAGAUGGAAGUAUUAAGUUUGGAUGAUAGUUGGAAAUUACUCUCCAUUAAGGUAUUUGGGGCGAACGAUCUUUGUCCUUCUGAAUUGGAGGAUAUUGGGAAGCAAAUAGCAGAAAAGUGUGGUGGACUUCCUUUGGCAAUUCUGGUGGUUGCAGGGCAUCUUUCUAAAAUUGCUAGGAGAAGAGAAAGUUGGAUUAUUGUUGCAAAGACUGUUAGUUCAGUUGUUGCGAACGAUCCUGAUAAAUGCCUAGGAGUGCUCGGUAUGAGUUACAAUUACCUACCGAACCACCUCAAGCCGUGCUUCCUCUCUAUGGGGGCUUUUCCUGAGGACUUUGAAAUUAAAGCUCGGAUGUUGAUCCAAGUUUGGGUUGCUGAAGGGUUUCUAAAAGCCGGAAGGCUCAAGAGCUUGGAAAAAGUUGCAGAAGAGUGUUUAGAGGAUCUUAUUAGUAGAAAUUUAAUUAUGAUUAGAAAGAGGAGGUUCAAUGGCGAGAUUAGAAGUUGUGGGUUACAUGAUUUGUUGAGGGAUUUGAGCUUAAGAGAAGCUCGAAAAGAUAAGUUCCUGCAUGUGACAUCAACUCGAUAUGUCUCAAGUUUUCUAGCACAAAGGACCGAGGUUCGUGGCUUCAGCUUUUUUUCCGACAUUUCUCUAAAUGAUUCUAGUGAGUUAUCACCUCAUGUUGCUCGAUCGAUGUUUCUCUGGGGAAAACAGUUAAUCUCUGCUCCGCCUCAUAGGCAAAUUUCCUUAUUAGCGAGCUUCAAACUUAUCAGAGUGUUGGCAGUUUUUUCUCAUUUGUUUCCUUCAUUCCCAGUUGAGAUAAUGCAACUAAUUCAUUUAAGGUACCUUUGGAUUCGAUCAAAUGGUAAUCUUCCUGCGUCAGUGUCCAGGCUUUAUAAUCUGCAAACCUUGGUAUUUCAACAACCAGAACUACAUUAUAUGUACAAAACUUUAAUUCUGCCUCAAGAGAUCUGGAACAUGACACAGCUAAGGCGUCUGCGUUUACUGAGUGGCAACUAUCUGUCUAAGCCUAAAAGAAGUGCAAAAACAGAUGGUGUUUUGGGGCUAAGAGCUCUGGAGGAACUUUCUCACUUAUGUUUUGCUAGCUGUACAGAGGAAGUCUUUUCCUGCCUUCCCAAUAUACGUAAACUGAGUAUUCUCGAUGCUGCAUCCGAUGAUGCAUUUGAAUGCUUACAAAAUCUGGCCCAUUUAGAGAAACUUGAAACGUUGAAGUGCGUCUGCUAUGGUCAGAAGCGGCUCUCCUUGUCAAACUGGUGUGUCUCCCUAACAUCUGUUAAGAGGCUAAUAUUAUCCGGUUGUCUUGUGCUUUCGAAAGACAUGGCAAGUCUCGCUGCAUUGCCUAACCUUGAAGUGCUUAAACUUAGAGAUAAUGAGUUUGAAGGUAAUGCUUGGAUACUAAGUGAUGAAGACGAGUUUAGUCAGCUAAAAUUUCUACUGGUUGCUGAGCCACGUCUAGUCAACUGGGAAGCUGCUAGUGUUAACUUCCCCAAUCUUCAAAAGUUAGUUUUGAGGAAAUGCAUCCGUCUCGAGGAAAUUUCAAUCAAUAUUGGGGAGAUAUGUACAUUGGAGGUGAUUGAAUUGAUCUGCUGCAGCUCUUCUGCUGAGAAAUCAGCCAAAGAAAUUCAACAUGAACAAGUAGAGUACAUGGGAAAUUCUUGUCUUGAUAUUCGCGUUUAUGCUGAUGAUGAUGAAUCUUCCUCGUUGUUCGACUUCUGGAGGGCAGUACUAGAUUGAGCUUGAGUUGAUAAAUCUAUAUUUGACUCUGCUAAGUUUCUAGUUGUUAUAGAGUUCCCUUUCCUAGAGUUUUCUCAGCAUUGAAGACGCGACAAUAGGACGGUUUAAGGUUACUCUCAAGUUACCGGGAUGUGGUGCAGUGCAUGGAGCUGCUCCUCUCUUAAUUAGAGGUCUCAAAUUUGAGCUUGGGUAUGAAAAAAUUCUUGGUAAGGAGCGUUUCUCCUCAACUCCAACCCCCCCCCCCCCCCCCCCCUCCCCUCAAAUGUGGCCCUACACUGUGCGAAUCUGAAUAUAAUCGGAGUUCAAUGAAUACCGAAUAUCGGGUGAGAUAUAAAAAAAAAAAAAAAAAAAAAAAAAGAAGUUACUUUCAAGUUCAAAUGCCGAUUGCAAAGAGUCGCUGCUAUGUCAUAGAAUUGAACAUGAUGUGUAUGUCAAUGUCAAUAAUGUAUGGUGUAAUGUUUUGCAUCGUAAUCUCUUAUCUGAGGACUUAAAUUUGACAGUUGUAUCCAUGUCAACCAAGUAAAAGUGGACCAUUUUGGAUGUCCGUCAAAAUACUAACAUAAGUGAUAUUGAUGGUCUACGAAUCCAAAAUAGAAUUCAAAACAUUAAAUGCAAAAACCAAAAGAUUCAAAGCUCAAUAGAUAUUUACUCCUUCGUCUAGUUUUACUUGUUCACUAUUCUAAAUAUAAAUGUCUAUUUUUACUUAUCCGGUUUGGAAAGCCAAAAGAUAAUUAUCAUUUUAUACCUAUUAUGCCCUUUUUAUUGCCUGUA
This is a messenger RNA of Lycium barbarum (goji berry), 3673 nucleotides long. RefSeq names its product putative late blight resistance protein homolog R1B-12. Gene Ontology annotation, biological process: defense response to other organism. The record is from RefSeq and is a predicted model, not a curated record. The transcript is spliced from 3 exons. Bases 224 to 2902 code for a protein of 892 amino acids. Gene Ontology annotation, molecular function: ADP binding. Lineage: Eukaryota; Viridiplantae; Streptophyta; Magnoliopsida; Solanales; Solanaceae.